AUGACGGAUAAGGUUGACUGGUUACAAAGCCAAAAUGGAGUAUGCAAAGUAGAUGUCUAUUCACCUGGAGAUCACCAGUCCACAGACUGGAGAAUGGAUGCAUCAACAGAUCCUGUCCGAGUGCUCAGCUGGCUCCGCAGAGACCUGGAGGAAAGCACAGCGGAGUUCCAGGACUCUAGGUUCAAGCCCGGAGAGUCACUGUUUGAUGAGGAAGUGGCCAACUUGGGAGACCAACGCAAAGGCUUCUGCAUCGACUAUUACAACACCACCACCAAGGGCAAUCCAGGGAGACUGCAUUUCGAGGUGACUCACACGGAAAACCCAGCCCAGGGCCCCAACGCCCAGCCAGGGAACACGAGCUCAGUAGACGAAGUUUCCUUCUACGCCAACCGCCUGACCAAUUUGGUCAUAGCCAUGGCCCGCAAGGAGAUCAAUGAGAAGAUCCAUGGCUCCGAGAACAAAUGCGUGCAUCAGUCAUUCUACAUGGGGGACGAGCCCGUGCCCCACAAAAGCCUGAGCACGGUGGCCUCAGAGCUGGUGAACGAGACCGUCUCGGAAUGUUCCAAAAAUAUGGCCGACAAGACUCCGGGCUCUGGAGACAGGGCCCUGGGGUCCCUGCAGAACCCCUCCAGUUUAAAAUACAAAAGCACCCUGAAGAUCAAGGAGAACAGCAAUGAGAACAAGGGCCCGAGUGACAAGCCCGGUUCCAGGAAGUCCUUCUUCUACAAGGAAGUGUUUGAGUCUCGGAACGCGGGAGAUGCCAGGGAGGGUGGGCGGACCUUACCCGGAGAAAGGAAGAUGUUCAGGAUGCAGGAAAGGCCUGAUGAUUUUUCCACCUCUGUCAGCCAAGGGAUCAUGACCUACGCCAACAGUGUGGUGUCGGACAUGAUGGUGUCCAUCAUGAAGACACUGAGGAUCCAGGUGAAGGACACGACCAUCGUCACCAUCCUUCUGAAGCAGGUGCUGAUCAAGCACGCCAAGGAGGUGGUCUCCGACCUCAUCGACUCGUUCAUGAGGAACAUGCAUAAUGUCACCGGCAGCCUCAUGACGGACACAGACUUCGUCUCAGCUGUGAAAAGAAGUCUCUUUUCUCAAGGAAGCCAGAAGGCCACAGAUAUCAUGGACGCCAUGCUGGGGAAGCUGUACAAUGUUAUGUUUGCCAAGAAAUGCCCCGAGAACGUCAGGCAAACGAAGGACAAGAGUUACUCCCUCAUCUCCAUGAAAACCAGGGGCGACCCCAGGAACCGCAACGUGAACUUUGCCAUGAAAUCCGAAGCGAAACUGAGAGAGAAUAUGUAUUCCACCUGCAAACCGGAGAAGGAGAAGACGUGCAUGGAGACGUUGGGCGAGCACUUUAUUAAGGAGGGGCUGACCAUGUGGCACAAACACCAGCAAAGAGACUGCAAGUCUCCCGGACUGGAGAACCCAGCUUGCGAUAAGCCGUGUUCGAACCCCCCGCCGGACAUGUGCUUCGAGCAGCAGGAGACGUGUGAGUUCAACGCCUGUCCGCAGCAGCCAGAGAACUUUGAGAACUUCAUGUGCGAUUCCAACUCUUGGGCCAAGGACCUGAUCGUUUCCGCCCUGCUUCUCAUUCAGUACCACCUGGCCCAGGGAGGGAAGAUGGAUGCGCAGAGCUUCCUGGAGGCCGCCAGCACCUCCAACUUUCCCACCAAGCCCCCCGGGACGCAUGACGAGUCCAGGCUCAAGUCUCCCCACAGGAUGUGUGACCAGGAACAGUCCGAAAAGAAGGAUCUGAUGAGCGUCAUCUUCAAUUUUAUCCGGAACCUACUCAGCGAGACCAUCUUCAAGAGUCGAUGUAAGUGUGAGCCCAAGGUACCGGAACCGCAGUGUAAGGACGAAGACUUCGACCCGUGUGACAGAUCCAUGACCUCUUCUCCACCCAAGUACUGUGAAGACGAGGAGACUGGUGGCACCUUCUCUGGGCUAACCAAGAUGGUUGCCAACCAGCUCGACGGCUCCAUGAACGGGCAGAUGGUGGAACACCUAAUGGACUCUGUGAUGAAGCUAUGUCUCAUUAUUGCCAAGUCCUGUGACUCCCCCCUGGCAGAGCUGGGAGAUGAGAAAUCGGGGGAUGCCAGCAGGCCGAAUUCGGCCUUCCCGGAUAAUUUAUAUGAGUGCUUACCCGUCAAGGGGACUGGGACAGCAGAAGCUCUGCUGCAGACUGCCUAUCAGUCCAUCCACAAUGAGCUGAGAGGGUUGUCAGGACAUCCCCCCGAGGGCUGCGAGGUGCCCAAGGUGAUCGUCAGCAACCACAACUUCACUGACACCGUGCAGAACAAGCAGCUCCAAGCCGUCCUGCAGUGGGUGGCCGCCUCGGAGCUCAACGUCCCGAUUUUGUACUUUGCUGGCGAUGAUGAAGGGAUCCAGGAGAAGCUGCUGCAGCUGUCGGCCAGCGCCGUGGAGAAGGGCCGCAGCGUCGGGGAGGUGCUGCAGUCGGUCCUGCAGUACGAGAAGGAGCGGCAGCUGGACGAGGCGGUGGGCAACGUCACGCGGCUGCAGCUGCUGGACUGGCUGAUGGUGAACCUGUGA
This is a messenger RNA of Jaculus jaculus (lesser Egyptian jerboa), 2550 nucleotides long. RefSeq names its product A-kinase anchoring protein 3 (gene Akap3). The transcript is spliced from 3 exons. Gene Ontology annotation, molecular function: protein kinase A binding. The record is from RefSeq and is a predicted model, not a curated record. Gene Ontology annotation, cellular component: cytoplasm; sperm principal piece. Lineage: Eukaryota; Metazoa; Chordata; Mammalia; Rodentia; Dipodidae. Bases 1 to 2550 code for a protein of 849 amino acids. Gene Ontology annotation, biological process: intracellular protein localization.